AUGGACUCCCCGGGACGCCAGCCCGGCAUCAGCCUGGCCGACCUGAUACGCACAUCACAGCUUCUAACCGACCGAUACAGCACCGUGGCUAAUAGUCUCAAUACGGCACCGGUGACGCUGGCUGAUCUAGCCAAGGAGUGUCAUGCUGUCACGGAUGCUCUACGGCGAUUCAAGUAUCUCCGCGAAACGAUACCCGAAACCCUCGUUUUUGACCCGGUCUUACUCGAUCAAUCCUGCCAGGAUGCCUUAGACUCGAUUUCUACAGAAUUGUCGUCUCUCGACUUCUACAGUACGCGAAUACGCCCAGCGACGAGCGAUAGUGCCGUCGACAUGUCCUCGGGCCAGAUUACCAUCAUUUGGAACGAAGACUCUCUCAGGCAAAUUCAACGCCAACUCAAGACCAACCGUCAAUCUCUUACAUUUCUCCUUAAUUGUGUUCCAAGCGAACAUGUGACAUCCAAAAACCACUCUACCUUCAUGCACUCAUCCCGCCUAGUGUCAUGGGAUUGUGCGAUCAGCCCGGCAGUACUUAAUAAAGGCAGUCGACUGCGCCUAUCAACCAUUGGCCCACGACCAAGGCCAGAAACAGACAUUGCACCCGUUAACGAUUCCUUCGAAGUUCGUUCGGCUUUAAAGAGACUCAGACCGCCGCCAGGCAUAUUAUACAAGCAAAGCAUGCGAACAACAAAGGACUUACACGAUGCCAUCGAUCGGGGAGACGAGGCUGCCGUGGUGAAGCUCCUCUUGCAGCGCAUUGACCCGAAUGCACCUCGUUUCGGCUCAAAACUCUGCCCUCUUCGCCGAGCCCUCAAUCGCCAGAUUCCAUCUCUAGUGACUUUCCUAGCUAUUGCUGGAGCUGAUCUUGAGAGUCGAGGAGACGAGGGCGACACGAUCCUAAUCACGACGAUCAAGUACGGAUACUCCGAUAAGGUCGUCUCGCUACUGUGCGAACUUGAUGCAGAUGUCAAUGCCGUCGAUACACUGGGGUGUUCGGCAGUACACUACGCCGCCAUGUCGGCCAAAGAUGACGACACCUUGGAAGUGCUCAUACGUGCCGGGGGUGAAGUUGACCGGAGAGGUUUGGGAACGCGGACGCCUCUGAUAGCAGCCGUACAGAAUUACCGCUUCAAUGCUAUCGAAAAGUUGCUCGAAUACGGUGCGGAUUUGGAAACCCGAUUGCAAAACGGCAGAACGGCACUCCAUGUCGCCAUAUCCAUGAGAAGCAGCCCCAUGACGGAGUUCCUAUCAGAUCAGGGCGCCUACCUCGACCGACGAGUCAACGAGCAUACCGCCCUCACGUACGCAAUAGCCACAGCUUGUCCGGAUAUCGCCGAGGUGCUGAUCGGGGCCGGGGCCGACAUCAACUUGCCGAGCUCGAAGGGCAACUUUCCCUUGCUUGCGGCUGCCUCGGCCGGGGACUUACGUACCAUGAAGCUUCUCCUAGCUCGGGGUGCCAACUUUGAUGCUGCUGGCAGCGAGGGAUACUUGCCCAUUCACAUGGCAGCCCAUAAGAACCGAGUUGAGGUGCUGCAACUUCUUUUCAAGGCCGGAUCGCAGAUUGAUCCGACGACAGAACAUGGAGAGACUCCUCUCACAAUUGCAAUGCACCUGGGAUGCUUUGAGGCUGCCCAAUAUCUCAUUGAGGUCGGUGCUGACGUAGAUCACUCUGCCCCCGGGGCAGAGAGGAUCAUAUGCCAGGCGCUCAAAGCCGGCAAUACGCGGAUUGCGAUGGCCCUCAUCCGAGGUGGUGCAGACCUUACGACGCCCUUGUUGCGAAACUCUAGCAUAACGCCGCUACAUCUUGCAGCCCACUACGGACAGAAUGAUGUGCUCGCGACAAUGAUCAACACGGGCGUCGACCUUGACACUAGAACCUGGCCAGGAUUCACCCCCCUUUUCUCUGCCGUGAAGGCGGGACACCUUGCCACUGUGCGACUCCUCAUCAGCGCCGGAGCGUAUCUCAGAGCUCGGUCAAUGUCAGGGGCAAACCUGAUGUUCUACGGCACAGCGCAUCCCGCGAUGAUAAAGCUUCUGAUGGACCUUGCACUAGAUGUUCGCGAACGCGAUCACCAUGGCGCAACGCCGCUGCAUUAUGCGGCCGUCAAGGGUCAGUACGCGACAGUGAAGCUGUUGCUACAACACGGUGCGAGGUUAGUUCAUGCCAGCGCCGUCUUCGAGUCUCUCCAAGACUAUAAAAUGAAAGCGAAGUAUCGCCAGGGCACUGCUGCCGGUCUCGCCAGGCAGAAAGGUCACCUGAAAAUUGCCCGACUCAUUGAGGGAUGGAAAUUCAAGACUUGA
Molecule: messenger RNA, 2298 nt
Organism: Colletotrichum phormii
Lineage: Eukaryota; Fungi; Ascomycota; Sordariomycetes; Glomerellales; Glomerellaceae
Product: ankyrin repeat-containing domain protein
Exons: 2
Coding region: 1-2298 (765 amino acids)
Cellular component (GO): nucleus; cytoplasm
Molecular function (GO): protein binding
Source: RefSeq, a predicted model, not a curated record